Molecule: messenger RNA, 636 nt
Organism: Nymphaea colorata (pocket water lily)
Lineage: Eukaryota; Viridiplantae; Streptophyta; Magnoliopsida; Nymphaeales; Nymphaeaceae
Product: chitin elicitor receptor kinase 1-like
Exons: 2
Coding region: 1-636 (211 amino acids)
Biological process (GO): innate immune response
Molecular function (GO): transmembrane receptor protein kinase activity
Source: RefSeq, a predicted model, not a curated record
AUGGGCACAGCUCGAUCGCAGUGCACCGGCGGUUGCCCCCUCGCUUACGGCUCUUAUCUGGUGAAGGAGAACGACACUCUCGACAACAUCCUGAACCUCUUCUCCCCAGGUGUAAAGAGAACCGAUGUCCAGCAAUCUAGUGGAUUGUCUGAUCCUAAUUUUAUAGACAAAGGAAGCUCAUUGAUGAUCCCCUUCUCCUGCGAGUGUAUAAAUGGCAGCUUCUUGGGCCACAACUUUCUUUACGCCGUUCAGUCGGGGGAUACGUAUGAAAAGAUUGCGAAGUAUUAUUCUAAUCUGACCUCUCCUGCGUGGCUUCAGGCUACGACUUCAGUCCUACCCACACAAAUUUCAGACAAGGGGAACCUCAAUGUGGCGAUCAAUUGUAGCUGUGGGAACCCUGAAGUUUUGCUCGAUUACGGGUUGUUCUUGACUUACCCUCUGAAGGCGGGGGAUAAUAUAUCAGGCCUUAGUAGUCGAUACAACGUCUCUCGUGACUUGUUGCAGAAGUAUAAUCCGAACGCCGAUAAACUUGGGAGCGGCCUUGUGUUCAUUCCUGUGAAAGAUAACCAGAACAUAGAUAAUGCAGAGUGCUCGUUGAAGCAACUGCAAUACUCAUGUCCUGCAAGAAAGAACUGA